CUGAAAGGAUGUCUGGAGAUAUGGACAAGCCUUUAAUUUCCCAUCAGCUUUUGCAGAGCAACCCCAACCUCACAGAGAUUCCCAGCCAGAACCAGACUGUGGGCAUCCUGGGCAGUGGGGACUUUGCCCGUUCUCUAGCCACACGCCUGGUGGGCUCAGGCUUUGGGGUCUUGGUUGGGAGCCGCAACCCCAAAAGAACAGCAGGAUUGUUCCCUGCUGCAGCCCAAGUAACCUUCCAGGCAGAGGCUGUGAGCACACCUGAAAUCAUCUUUGUGGCCAUGUACCGGGAGCACUACUCCACCCUCUGUGGCUUGAGUGACCUGCUGGCAGGCAAGAUCCUCGUGGAUGUGAGCAACAGCACCGAGCAGGAGCACCUCCAGCAACGGUACUCCAACGCUGAGCACCUUGCCUCUCUCUUCCCUACCUGCACAGUUGUCAAGGCCUUCAAUGUCAUCUCUGCCUGGACCCUGCAGGCAGGCCCAAGAGAUGGAAACAAACAGGUGCUAAUCUCCGGAGAUCAGCAGGAAGCCAAGCGCAAGGUCUCAGAAAUAGCCCGAGCCAUGGGCUUCAGCCCGGUAGACAUGGGGUCCCUGGUGUCUGCCAGGGAGAUCGAGGCGAUCCCCCUGAGGCUCCUCCCCGAGUGGAAGAUUCCCGCCAUCUUGGCCCUGGGCCUCUUCAUCUGCUUCUACACCUACAACUUCAUCCGGGAUGUGUUACAUCCGUAUAUCCAAGAGCACAAGAACCGCUUCUAUAAACUGCCCGUCUCUGUGGUCAACACCACGUUGCCGUGCGUGGCCUACGUCAUGUUGUCCCUGGUGUACCUGCCGGGCGUGCUGGCCGCCGUCCUGCAGCUGCACCGGGGCACCAAGUACCGCCGCUUUCCCGAUUGGCUUGACCACUGGCUCCAGCACCGCAAGCAGAUUGGCCUCAUCAGUUUCUUCUGCGCCUCUCUGCAUGCCGUCUACAGCUUCUGCCUGCCCCUGCGCCGUUCUCAUCGCUACCAGAUUAUCAAUGACGCCGUCAAGCAGGUCUUGGCAAACAAGAGCAAUAUAUGGAAUGAAGAGGAAGUCUGGAGACUGGAGAUUUACGUCUCCCUGGGAAUCCUGGCCCUAGGCAUUCUGUCAUUGCUGGCCAUCACCUCACUGCCUUCUAUUUCGAACUCUCUCAACUGGAGGGAGUUCAGUUUUGUUCAGUCCACCCUUGGCUUCCUGGCCCUCGUGGUGACCACCUUUCACACGCUCACCUAUGGCUGGACAAGGGCCUUUGAGGAGAGCCGCUACAAGUUCUACUUGCCUCCCACCUUCACACUCACACUACUGGUGCCGUGUGUGGUUAUCCUGGCCAAAGGGCUGUUUCUGUUGCCCUGUUUUCGCCGUCGACUGGCAAGGAUCAGAAGAGGUUGGGAAAAGGAGACCACGGUCAAGUUUCUGUUGCCUACUGACUACCCUCACACUGAAAAAACAAGCCACGUGUAAAUCAUGUGUUCUCUUUGGGACAUA
Messenger RNA from Gracilinanus agilis (Agile Gracile Mouse Opossum), 1499 nucleotides. RefSeq names its product STEAP3 metalloreductase (gene STEAP3). Gene Ontology annotation, molecular function: ferric-chelate reductase (NADPH) activity; cupric reductase (NADH) activity. The record is from RefSeq and is a predicted model, not a curated record. Gene Ontology annotation, cellular component: endosome; plasma membrane. The coding region runs from base 9 to 1475 and encodes 488 amino acids. Lineage: Eukaryota; Metazoa; Chordata; Mammalia; Didelphimorphia; Didelphidae. The transcript has 4 exons. Gene Ontology annotation, biological process: copper ion import.